Tachysurus fulvidraco (yellow catfish) is the source of this 3060-nucleotide messenger RNA. It is a transcript of the gene thnsl2, whose product is annotated as threonine synthase-like 2. Gene Ontology annotation, biological process: dephosphorylation; 2-oxobutyrate biosynthetic process. The transcript has 9 exons. Lineage: Eukaryota; Metazoa; Chordata; Actinopteri; Siluriformes; Bagridae. Gene Ontology annotation, molecular function: pyridoxal phosphate binding. The record is from RefSeq and is a predicted model, not a curated record. Bases 277 to 1731 code for a protein of 484 amino acids.
UGUGACGGUGUUAAAAAAAAAACGAAUAAACCUGGCGUUGUCUAUGUUUCAUGUGAACACGACAUACUCGUAAUUUUUACUUGGAAUUACGAUUACACGUGAAGGCAGCACCAGUUCUGUUGUCAUUCCCUUGUCAUUCAGGCUGCAUUUAAUCUUACAAACUAACAUAAUAAAUAGGCACCCUACAUAAAAGCAAACUAGAAUUUGACCCACUAUUUAGUGCUCUUUUGGACGUUUCUACAGUCCCUGAGGUCUUCUGGAGUGUUUCUGUGUAGGAUGCAGUACUGCAGCACACGAGGAGGUGUUCGUGGCUGGGACUUCCGAGAUGUUCUCUUCUCAGGCUAUGCUCCAGAUGGGGGCAUGUUCAUGCCCGAGACAAUUCCUUCAAUCUCCCCUGCCACUCUCCGAUCCUGGUGCUCUCUGUCUUACCGGCAGCUUGUGUGUGAAGUAUGUUCGCUCUUCAUCUCUGAGCAGCUCAUCCCAAAACAUGAUUUAGAAGACCUCAUAUCCGGUGCUCUGUCCCAGUUCUCUGUGCCAGAUACGGUGAAGUUGGUGCAAUUAAAGGGCUCUCUGUCUGUCUUGGAACUGUUCCAUGGAAAGACGCUGGCUUUUAAAGAUCUGGCCAUGACCUGCACCACACGCUUUCUGGAGUACUUUCUGCGUAAGGACCACAGACGUGCCAUCAUCCUCGUUGGGACAUCUGGGGACACCGGAGGCUCAGCCAUCAGCAGUGUGUGUGAUCUUAGUGCCGUGGACAUAAUAGUGGUUUUCCCUUGUGGACGAAUCACUCAGGUGCAGGAGAGACAGAUGACCACUCAUAUAGAGGACAAUGUCCAUGUUUUUGCAGCGGACGGAAGUUCGGAUGAAAUCGACGUGCCUUUGAGGAAGCUGUUUGCCGAUCGAGACUUGGUGAAUCGCUACGGUCUGAUGAGCCUGAACUCAGUGAACUGGUCACGCAUUCUGGUGCAGCUCUCUCAUUUUAUAUACGCCUACCUGCAACUGAGCGGAGUUCAGUAUACAGACGGAGACACACUACCCGCUGUGGAGGUAGUGGUGCCCACAGGAGGGGCAGGAAAUAUCACAGCUGGAUGCAUCGUGAAGCACAUGGGGGUUCCUCUGCACCUCGUGGCCAUGGUGAACUCUAACGACAUUGUGCACCGUGCAGUUCAGAGUGGAGACUUCUCUAUGACCGACAGCGUCAAGCAAACUCUAGCUCCAGCCAUCGACAUUCAGGAUCCUUAUAACAUGGAGCGUGUGUUCUGGCUGUUAUCUGGGAAGGAUGGCGCCUUAGUAAAGAGGAUGAUGGAACAGUUUCAGGACACUCACACACUCUCUCUACCUGAAACACUCCACAAAAAGUUGUGUUCAGUCAUGCGUUCAGGUUCUGUGUCUGAUGAGGGGAUAAUAGAGGUCAUAAAGAGAUGCUGGGAGGAAAAUCAGUAUUUGGUGUGUCCUCAUACAGCUGUGGGAGUCUGGCAUCACUUCCACCAUCCUGUCCGGCAUGGCGAGAAUAGAUGCUGCAUUGCUACAGCCUCUCCAGCCAAGUUUCUUGAAGCGGUACAGAAAGCAGACCUAACCAUCGACCUCCCUGACGUAGUAAAGCAGCUGGAGACAAAGGAGACUCGCUAUAAACAUCUAGAGCAAAGCGAGAACUGGGAAAGAGCAUUAAGAGAGCGCAUCGAGGCUAUCGGCUCUGCACGACAACAAGGAGCGCUGUUUUAUACAUUAUAACUAGGUUUAGUGUCUGGAAGGUUGUGGGAUCAAAUCCCAGCGUUUGCUCUUAUAUACUCAAAUAAUCUAUAGUUGGGCCUGGAUUCAGUAAAGAUUUCUGUGUAUAAAAACCCACUCAAACUUGAUUAAAAAUGUGAAAAUACUAAAUAAAUUAGUAGAUACAGAAGUGCAUCUAAGAAAAAGUUAAAUGAAAUGAAAUGAAAUAAAAUUAAAUGGGGAGCAUGGAAACCUUUAUAAUUUCCACAUAUACAUUAGAGCACAGUGGAAUUAUUUUCUUCGCAUAUCCCAUCUGAGAAGGUUGGUGUUCCAAGCAUUAUUUUGAUUUUAUUUUUGAUAAUUAUGGCCUGUAGCUCAAAAACAUUGAAAAAGCGUAUCUCAAACAAGAAUAUUUCAUUUCCACUUUUUAGGCGAAUCUCUUUUUUAUGCAGUAUAAAUACCAGGUCUCUCACGUAGACACUCGGUACACACUACCAUGAUCAUGGGGAAGACUGCUGACUUGAUGGCUUCCAGAAGUCACUCACUGCCCCCCCUCCAUAAAGAUGAGUGUUGUAUCAAAGCGUAGUCGAUAUAUAUUUUUAUGAAACAUUCUAUUUUCAGAUACUAAAAUUUUUGACUUUAAAUUGUAAAUUAUAAAUUGUAUAAUAAUAAAUCUAAAAUAUAUGAAACUUUCAAUGUUUGAAUUAAAUUUGAGGGGGGGGGGUGAACGUUUCCUUGAUAUUCUAAUUUUUAUUCAUUUCUAUUUCAGUUGUCUUUAAAGUUUAUAUACUAAUAGCUUUGCAUGUAUAAAAAAAACUUGAAUUAAAAACAAAAAGUGAAAAUUACCUUAUCGUUAUCUUGGAAGCUUUUAUUAAUCACAAACGCUGUGUUUUACUGCAACCACGUCACGUCAGGACUCAUGAUCAACAGUGUUCAUGUUGUGAAUAUGGAUUCUUUACAUUUCUGUCAUUUAACUGAACUCACAUUCAUUUCUGCAUGCUUUUAUAUUACAUUCGCAUCGUGUUUUAAACAUGAUGAGCUUUUCAGUUACAGUAUUCUCGUCCCGGACUCUGACAUUUAUGCAUUUGGUCAAAUAAUUGCACACACUGUUCAUGGGAUUUAUUUGAGUUUUAGUAAAUCAAUAGCUUUGUGUUGGAUUCCUCUUCAUGUUCAUGUGAAUGUUUAAAAAAAAAAAUACAUGUACCAACUGAAUUGAAAAGGUAGUAAAAAGAUGGGACUGUUGCAGAAACUCUUUAAAUAUAAUUUUUUUUCAGUAAUUGUGUAAUUUUUUUUCCAGCUGUAUGUUUUGCUUUAAUUUUGUUCCUGAUUAAAUACUUUAUAUUAUACACAAUA